CGUCGCUACGGGCGUGCCUUGGCCGCGAUGCCUCGGCACUGACGCGCAUUAUCACGUGGCAGUUUCCGGCGCCAGUGGUGACCACCCAUGCGCGCCGCCAGGUCGUGAUGGCCAUCGACGUCGACCGCACCACCGACGACGUCCGGGGCGUGGAUCUCUUGGUCGAGACAGCGCCAGCGAAGCGAGCCUCGGCCACGCGGCAGCUGGAAAUGAUGAUCUGCGGGUCGAUCGAACGUCCCGAGCUUGAUGGUCCCCCGAGUGUGCGGCGACGCCGUCGGUCCGUGAGUGAAAGCUCAAUGGCGGACCUCGACAAUGAGCUUACAAGUGGCGCGCGGAGCAAUCAGGUCGAGAGCGGCAUUCCGUCGUUGCCGCUUCGGGACAAGCUCGCCGUGCUCUCCAAGAACUUACUCCAGCGAAAGACCAAAACACCCGCGUAGUCGUAUUUGUAUUCCUGUUUAUUGACGUCCUUGAUAUCAUCA
Molecule: messenger RNA, 479 nt
Organism: Saprolegnia parasitica CBS 223.65
Lineage: Eukaryota; Oomycota; Saprolegniomycetes; Saprolegniales; Saprolegniaceae
Exons: 3
Coding region: 108-437 (109 amino acids)
Source: RefSeq, a predicted model, not a curated record